CGAAGACCCAAACUGGCGCCUGCGCACUUGGUCUCCGCCGCUGCUGUGGUCUUGCGCCCCGCCCCCGUCCCCCCACCUCCCCCCAGGCUCGCGCUCAGCGGCGGCGGUGUUGGUGCCGCCGGGAGCGGACGGACCCGAGGUGAAGGUGGGGGGCUGGGGUCCACCGCCCGCGGCCGAGUCCGCGCGCCUCUCCUACCCUCCCCGCGCCCCCCGUGUGGCCCCCACUGCUAACAGCCGCGCGGCCAAACGCGGCCCACGGGCAGGGCGCGGAAGGGGAGUAGACGCGAGGCCGGGGACGAGCGGGGGGGGGGGGCGGCGAGGGAGGGGCGCACCCACCACCCCUCCUGGCCUACAGCGACCCCGCCUACAUCGCGGGACGGGGACCCUCGGAGUAGCCUCUGUCUGCCUCCAACCCAGGACCCGGCCCCCUGAGUUCUGAGUCCACCCGCUCUUACGCCUCUGUGAUCAGAAUCAGACCUCUUCACCUGUCCAAGCCCCAGCUUCCUCAUCGGCAAGCUGGCUAUGAAGAGGCAAGACUCCUGACUGUGGCCCAUGGACCUCUGAGGAGGCGUCGUAAGUCCGCCCAGCUCCCCGCUUGCUGUGCUCCCACUCAAUGGGAAGGGAACCAAGGCCUUGUCCAGCCAUCAGCCACGGCCUCUCGACAGCACCAGGAUGGAAGUCAAAGGUCAGCUGAUCAGCUCUCCCACCUUCAAUGCCUCAGCUGCCCUGUUUGGAGAGGCUGUCCCCCAGAUGAAGUCAGAGCGUCUGCGGGGGCUGCUCGACCGGCAGCGGGCCCUACAGGAGGCCCUGAGCCUGAAACUUCAGGAGCUCCGCAAAGUGUGUCUCCAGGAGGCGGAGCUGACUGGCCAGCUACCCCCCGAGUGCCCGCUGGAGCCUGGUGAACGGCCCCAGUUGGUCCGCCGGCGGCCCCCUGUGGCCCGAGCCUACCCUCCGCCGCACCCCAACCCAGCACACCACUCCUUGUGCCCUGCUGAGGAGCUGGCUCUUGAGGCGCUGGAGCGUGAGGUGUCUGUGCAGCAGCAGAUUGCGGCCGCCGCCCGCCGCCUGGCCUUGGCCCCUGAGCUGAGCAUCGAGCAGCGCCGGCGCCGGCGCCAGGUCCAGGCAGACGCGCUGCGGAGGCUGCAUGAGCUGGAGGAACAGCUUGGGGACCUCCGGGCCCGCCUUGGCCUCCCGGUGCUCCCACCGCCACAGCCCCUACCCCUGUCCACAGGGGCAGUUAUCACGGCCCAAGGAGUCUGCUUGGGCACGCGCCUCGCUCAGCUCAGCCAAGAGGACGUAGUUCUGCACUCCGAGAGCAGCUCCCUGUCAGAGUCUGGAGCCAGCCAUGAUAAUGAGGAGCCCCGCAGCUGCUUCCCUCUGGCCGAGCGCCCUUCGCCGCCCAAAGCCUGGGACCAACUGCGGACAGUGUCGGGGGGAAGCCCUGAGCGGCGAACCCCAUGGAAACCACCGCCGUCAGAUCUUUAUGGGGAUUUGAAGAGCCGGCGGAACUCUGUGGCCAGCCCCACCAGCCCCACACGCUCGCUGCCCAGGAGUGCCUCCAGUUUUGAGGGGCGAAGUGUGCCUGCCACCCCUGUCCUCACCCGGGGCGCUGGCCCCCAGCUCUGCAAACCCGAAGGCCUCCAUUCUCGCCAGUGGUCCGGCAGCCAGGACUCCCAGAUGGGCUUCCCCCGGGCGGACCCGGCCUCCGACCGUGCCUCCCUCUUUGCAGCCCGCACCCGCCGCAGCAACAGCUCUGAAGCCCUGCUUGUGGACCGGGCGGCUGGCGGGGGAGCUGGCUCCCCGCCGGCGCCUCUGGCUCCCCCUGCCGCUGGCCCCCCGGUCUGCAAGAGCAGUGAGGUGCUGUAUGAGCGCCCCCAACCAACCCCUGCCUUCUCCUCCCGCACAUCUGGCCCCCCAGACCCUCCCCGGGCUGCCCGGCCUAGCUCAGCUGCCCCUGCCUCCCGAGGGGCCCCUCGGCUCCCACCUGUGUGUGGGGACUUCCUCUUGGACUAUUCCCUGGACCGGGGCCUGCCCCGCAGUGGUGGUGGGGCAGGCUGGGGGGAGCUGCUGCCUGCGGCUGAGGUCCCGGGACCCCUCUCCCGCCGGGAUGGGCUCCUCACCAUGCUUCCAGGUCCACCACCUGUAUAUGCAGCUGACGGCAGCAGCCCCCUCCUCCGCAGCAAGGAUCCCCACACCCGUGCUACCCGCACCAAGCCCUGUGGCCUGCCCCUGGAGGCCACCGAGGGUCCAGAGGUGCAUCCCAACCCUCUGCUGUGGAUGCCCCCACCCACCCGUAUCCCCCCGGCUGGUGAGCGCAGUGGUCAUAAGAACCUUGCCCUGGAGGGGCUGCGGGACUGGUACAUCCGCAACUCGGGACUGGCCGCCGGGCCCCAGCGCCGGCCUGUUCCCCCCCACAUGGGCCCGCAACACCCACCCUUCCUCCAUGCCCGCUGCUAUGAGGUGGGCCAGGCGCUGUAUGGGGCCCCCAGCCAGGCGCCGCUCCCGCACUCGAGGAGUUUCACGGCACCCCCUGUCUCCGGCAGGUAUGGGGGGUGCUUUUACUGAUGGGUAGGGGUCUCUGGAGGCAGAUGGCAAAGGUGUCCAGGCUGGGGAGCAGCCAGUCAUGGUAGCUAAUGACUCAGACCACGAGAGAACUAGCUGCGGCCUCAGCACAGGGUCAUCAGGCCCUGUCUAACCUGCAUGAGUCCGCGGGGGCUUGGUGGAGUGGGGUGUCUUGGGCCCUGGCAGCAGCAAUUUUCCACCAAGCCAUAGAAGAAUUGUAAUAUUGGAACAAAACAGUGCAUGUCAGCUGAAAAUGAGCCUUGAAAGCAGGGUGCUGGGAGGAAGGGCCUCCCGGGCCCCUCGUUUUUCUCUUCUUCCUUUUUGCUGUGCUCCCCACGCUUGCAAGCCCAGACGUGCUCUCCUGUGUCUGCCUCCGCCUCUUUAACGAGCUUCUUUUCCUCUCUUUCUGUGUCUUGUUUGUCUUUUCCUCUCUCCUCUAUCUUGCCACCCUGUCUGGAUUCCUGCUACCCCUUCUAAAGAUACUACGCGGACUUCCUGUACGCUCCGGAGCUGAGCGCUCGUUUAAGUGACCUGACGCUAGAGGGGGAGCAGUCCUCCAGUUCUGACCCCCAGACCCCGGGGACACUGGUCUGACCCCUUCUGAUACGCUCCUUGUUGGCCUGGGCACGGCUUUAGUCUGGGGAGCACACAGCUGACCUCGCUGAACCCUGGGGUGUGGUUGCUCUCAGUCCUGGGGGGUGCCGAACCUGAUCUUCCAAGGCCCCUGGCACCUUGUGGACCCACGAAGGUGUCUGACACCCUGUUUCCCCUCUCACACUGUGCUGGGAACUGGGGCCCUCAGCCAGCAUAAAAGAGGGAGGAUGGUGUAAUGGGGACUCCGAGCCCCUUCUUCCAUUUCUGUUUACAGUUGUGAUUUAGAUAUUCGCUGUCUUCCCCCAACGCUAGACGUUUUAUAAAAGGGAAACUGUGAUCUUGUCCUGGUUGGGCUCAUUCCUGUCCCCAUGCCCAGCCUGUUCCAUUCAGGAACCCCCUCCACAAAAUGGAUCAUAUAGGGUCUCAGGGCCCUGUUUGGGGCAGCCAGGAGACUCUGGUGUGAACAGAACCCCCUGCCACCCCCCACCAGGGCAGUUAUUGGGGAGGUGGGCUCUCUGCCUGCAAUUGGAAAGACUGAAGUCUGGGUAGGGGGCUUGGGUUCAUUUUCCUACCCCCAGGGGUGCCGGAAGCCCCAGUUCCUGUCUGCCUGUCUGUGCCCGCUGCCUCUGCCCACAGGACUAGAUGGCCCAGUGUUUGGUGGCAGCCUCUGCCCUAUCUAUCCCCAGUCAGGAAGCCCUGCAGGAGGGGCCAGAGGGCAGAGCCAUCGGGUGUGUUGUGUCCUGGGAUGCUGCGGUGGUGGAAUCUGGCAUCUGGUGGAUGCCAGUAAAAUCCUCAGGUGACGUCUGGCCACAGGCUACGUCACGUCUUCCUUGGCUUUCGUUCCAUCCACCACUUUUUAAAUCUAUACAAGCUGUGUUUUCUAUGAUACCUAUCUGUGACUUUCUGGAGCUGGGGGUCCCCCUACCUCCUUUACCUGGUGUUAAACUUUUCUUUUUCUACCAAUGGACCUGGGCCCAAGACACUACCCACACUGGAAGGGGAUUUCUAUAAUAAAUGUGUAAACUGAA
Molecule: messenger RNA, 4184 nt
Organism: Leopardus geoffroyi (Geoffroy's cat)
Lineage: Eukaryota; Metazoa; Chordata; Mammalia; Carnivora; Felidae
Gene: CCDC120
Product: coiled-coil domain containing 120
Exons: 11
Coding region: 673-2565 (630 amino acids)
Source: RefSeq, a predicted model, not a curated record